Knipowitschia caucasica is the source of this 1008-nucleotide messenger RNA. The record is from the annotation of a GenBank genome assembly. Lineage: Eukaryota; Metazoa; Chordata; Actinopteri; Gobiiformes; Gobiidae.
AUGGACAAAGACAGGCACGACUCUCAUGGACUUGGCCGAUGCUCUUGGAUGGAGAUGAAUCAGUUCAUUGGUGAGCUCAUGAGCGCAGGAAGUGCCCUAGACGUCCGCAAAAGUCCUCUGGACGUGGUGAACAUGACAUGGGGGGUAGCGGCGAGAGAGGGGCAGAAGUUUAAAGGAGUCCUUUUCGAACCAAGGUCUGAAGUCUGCAAAACCGGGUCACAGACGGAGACCAGUGUGGAGCCCGGGAAUGAGAAGAAGACAAGAGAUCUCCAUCACGCCUGCACCUGCCCAAACUGCCCAUCCUCUGCUUCCUCGUUCCAAACAAUACAACCAAGGCUCUCUUCAUCACCACAAGAAGACGCAAAAGACCUCAGCAGUGCCAACUCAUGUUUAUCUAGUUCUACUUCCGAGCCUAAUUCUUCUUUCUCGAGGCCGUCCCAUCUCCUGCAACACCAACGCUCAGAGCACGCCGACAAACCGUACGGGUUUCUUUGCACCGAAUGCAGACGCACGUUUAACUCGCACAGCAAUCUACGCAUCCAUCUGAACGUCCACACUGGAGCCAGGCCCUACUCUUGCCCCGAAUCUGGGGUUCGAUUCCACUACAGGACAGUGCACGGUUUGAUCCCCGAAAGUCCAGAUGAAGGAUCGGCCAGUCGUGGGUCGAACUUGGGCAGGCCGAGAACGGUGCCUUCCCCUAGUCUGCAGAAAAACUCUUCUAAUACAAGUCCGAAUAAGAUUAUCAUGCCUCCUAAUGUUUCGGCCCAAAGAGAAGACAAAGGCAAAAAGCCGGAGGUGGGUGUUGCGCUGUCAGACCCCAACAGAGUUCCACUGGUUUAUACGUGUGAAGAUUGUGGGCUGCAUUUCAAAGACGCUCUUUCCAGGAAUAGACACCAAAGUGUGGUUCACUACUUCUCAGACAGAAGUUCAGGUGAAGAAGAGAGCAAGGAGCACGCAAUACUGAAGCCCCAGCCUCUUGGACAAGCGGCUUCACUUGAUGUGCUUUAA